Messenger RNA from Temnothorax curvispinosus, 2274 nucleotides. It is a transcript of the gene SPARC, whose product is annotated as SPARC. The transcript is spliced from 6 exons. The record is from RefSeq and is a predicted model, not a curated record. Gene Ontology annotation, biological process: anatomical structure development. The coding region runs from base 138 to 1064 and encodes 308 amino acids. NCBI's taxonomy places the organism in Eukaryota, Metazoa, Arthropoda, Insecta, Hymenoptera, Formicidae. Gene Ontology annotation, molecular function: collagen binding; calcium ion binding; structural molecule activity. Gene Ontology annotation, cellular component: viral capsid.
UGCCUCGCGAACGCAGUCAGUACCGGUCCAGCGACCGAUUUGGAGGGCUGUUCUUUUCUCGAUCUUUGUUGCCGAGAAAGAGAGCCGAGCGAACGACAGGAGCGGUUUGCGAGGAAAACUCAACGCGAGAGAUCGCAAUGUCGACGAAGCUGCAGCUGCUGUUGGUCGCGUUGCUUCUGGCGGUCCUGAUAGUGGACGUGUCUGCCCAGCGCAGACGGAAAUAUCGGCGUCGCACGACCACGACAGAGGCACCAGCACAAGAUGAGAUCAUGAACAUGCUGGAGGCUGACGAAAUAGCCGAGGAGGAGGCGGCGACGGCGGAGGAGGCUGAGGUCACUCUUGAAAAUGGCAGAAACGAGGCUGGAUCGAAGCAGCAGCGUUUGCUUCAGGCGGACCCGUGCGUGGACAAACAUUGCGGCGCUGGUCGUAUUUGCAAGAACACGGAGGAGGGCACGGCCGAGUGCGUUUGCGUGGAGCUCUGCAACGAGGAGGUCGAUCCGCGUCGCAAGGUCUGCACCAACUACAAUGAGACCUUCGGCAGCGACUGCGAGGUCUAUCAGGCGCGUUGCUUCUGCGAUACCGGUGACGCCAGGUGCAGGGGCCCCGACUAUCUACAUGUCCACAUUGAAUACUACGGCGAGUGCCGACAGAUGCCCAUGUGCAAGGAAGAGGACAUGGCCGACUUUCCUAGGCGAAUGCGCGACUGGCUGUUCAACAUCAUGCGCGAUUUGGCGGACCGUCAGGAACUGCCGUCGCAUUACCUGAAGAUGCAACGCGAGGCCGAGACCAAUCACACUUUGCGCUGGGCGAACGCAGCCAUCUGGAAGUGGUGCGACCUGGACGGUCAUCCGCACGACCGAUCGGUGUCCAGGCACGAGCUCUUCCCGAUCAAGGCGCCCUUGAUGGCCCUCGAACACUGCAUCGCGCCCUUCCUCGACUCCUGCGACACGGAUAAUGAUCACAAGAUUACGUUGAUCGAGUGGGGCAAAUGUCUGCAGCUCGACGAGGAUGAUAUAGAAGACAAGUGCGACGAGCUGGCGGAGGCAAAUCAGGAAAAAUAUUAGAGGAUCCGCGCCGGAUCUUCCUCCACGGAAGGAGGACAGCGCGAGCGACGCGGCGCGCGAGGGAGCGGGACGGGACGCGAGGGGAGCACAAUAGCGGGAACGGCGCGGCGGGCGCGCGGAAACGGUCGAGGAGGGCGCGAAGGGCGCAGGUGACGCGCUGGGCAGGGUAAAGCUAGGGCAGGGACGGCGAGACGGGGCUGGGUAAAAAUGGCGGGAAAAAUCCCCGCCAAAGUACGCGCGCGCGCGUGUGCACCGACGCGCGCCAGUGCGCAGGCCCCGCGCGCGCAUCGACGAGUCGAUACCGCGCGGCGCGGACGAGAGAGGCAUCGUCAUCGAUGCCGAUAUACGCACCGGCCUCGUUCCGGCCUGCCAACCCAUGCCAACCGACCAUCGAACUCUCGACAUCGCUCCUCAAUAAUACAGGCAACGUCGUCGUCGCCCAGCGGCGAUUUGAUUCGCGAGCCUGGGCUGAUCUCGCGACCCGGCAGGGAGAAUUCGAAUUUCCGCGUAAUCGGACGCCCACGUUCGUCGAUGCGCCUUGAUGCUUAAUAUGUAAUCGCAUGAUGCAAUUAAUUCGAAUUCGAGCAUCACAUCGAAUGCGACACGUGAUUCGCGUGCAAAUGCAGAAAAUUCGCCCCCUCGGAGGCAAGCAGAAGAUCUUACGGGAAUAUGGAAAAAAAUCUCCGUUUCGAGCACCAUUCGGAUGAUUUGAAUUCGAAUGAAACAAAAUUUCUCAUUAAUUAUAAAUAGAUGAAUUAGAACUACUUGUUCAAGCUGCGGAUAGAAAGUUGUCAUCCGGCGCUUGAAGAAAGGCAGAUUCGGCUGGGAAUACGCCCGUACACAUCGCGAGACUAAAAAUAAACACAGGGUGCUCUAUCGACGAACGCGCAGAUUCGAAUUGUUUGAAUUGCGUCAUGGGGGUAGAUGUUUACAUUCUUGUUCGCCAUUUUGUGAUCACUCCGCUGCAAGCCCGCAAAUUGCUCGCCUCGUCGUCCUAUGGUUCAUAUACAGCUCAUCACUAUGGAAAUUCUUCUUUCGAGAAAGAAUAUUGCCGUAUUAUCAUAAAGGUUUCAAGAUAAAAUGGCCGAUUCGCUCGCGCUCCUUUAUAUAGUAUAAUUUCGAAGCCAUUGUAGCGCACAAUUUUCUAUAUGCGAUACUUUUUGUAUGAAAUCACUGCCUUUUUUCGUCAAUAAAGAGAUGUAAUACUGUU